AGCGACCCCGACACCCGUGCUCCUCUGUUCGCGCCUGCUUUUAGCGCUUCCACGCCUCGCCUUCUUCGAAUUUAUAAAGAAGCCCCUCCCGGCGGGUUGUUUUUUGCAUUUAUCCCCUUGAUCGGCUUAUUAAUUCCCCUUUUGCCGCCUGAAUACUGCCGCGACCGGAGCAAUGGCCGCUCUAGGGCUUCGACUCGCGCUGCCCGUCGCCCUCUUCCUCCUCCUCCUCGGAGGCUUCGCCUCCGGGGCUUCCUCGUGCUCCUCCGCGUCCUUGGGCUCCAACCGCGUCUACGCGACCUGCAGCGACCUCCCGUACCUCUCCGCCUCGCUCCACUGGUCCUACGACGCCGCCUCGGGAAACCUCUCCGUCGCGUUCGUCGCGCCGCCGGCGCAGCCGGAUGGGUGGGUGGCCUGGGCGAUCAACCCGACCGGGCAGGGCAUGGACGGGUCCCAGGCGCUCAUAGCGUUCCAGCAGCCCGACGGGUCCAUGCGGGCGAGGACGUACAGCAUCAAGGGGACCGACGUCGAGCAGGGGCCGAUCGCGUUUGACACGUCAGAUCUGGCGGCGGAGCAGUCCGGCGGGGUGAUGCGGAUCUUCGCGACGCUGAAGCUGACGUCGGGGACGACGACGGUGAACCAGGUAUGGCAAGUGGGGCCGUCAGUGUCGAGUGGGGCUCCGCAACCCCACGAGCUCCAGCCGGCGAACUUGCAUUCCACGGGCAAGGUGGAUCUCAUCAGGGGAGCGACGUCCCAGUCCAGCGCCGGCAGUUCCACUACCAAGAGCAAGAAUGUGCACGGCGUGCUGAACGCUGUGAGUUGGGGGAUUUUGCUUCCGGUGGGCGCAAUCUUUGCUAGAUAUCUGAAAACAUUCAAGUCAGCAGACCCUGCGUGGUUUUAUCUCCACAUAACAUGUCAGACUAUCGGCUAUGGAGUUGGAGUUGGUGGUUGGGCUACUGGCCUCAAUCUCGGCAGCAAAUCUAAGGGAAUUCAAUACACCACUCACCGAAACAUCGGAAUAAGCCUCUUUUCGCUGGCAACCUUACAGGUUUUCGCUCUGUUCCUGAGACCAAACCAGGAUCAUAAAUACAGAUUCUAUUGGAAUAUCUACCAUCACUUGAUCGGAUACGCUGUCAUCUCCUUGGGCAUCGCCAACGUCUUUGAAGGCUUCAAGGUCUUGAGCAUCGAUCACAAAUGGACAGUGGCUUACAUCAUUGCAAUCUGCAUUCUAGCCGCUAUCGCCUUGUUUUUGGAGAUUGUCACUUGGAUCAUUGCUCUCAGGAGGAAAUCUGACGACUCAAAACCCUACAAUGGCGUGAAACAUCCACUAUCUACAUGAUGGAUCUUACUACCACUCUGCCAGUAUGUACCAUUCGAUCUUUCUCAUAGUAUGCGCACGCGCCUUUUGCUUAAUCUACAAUGGUGGUACAAAGUUUUAGUCUUUCUAUAUCACUUUGUAUAUUCUAUUGAAAUAAGUCCAACUCUUCUGCAAUCCCUCUACAUCAGCCUUUAUGCUUAAGUUUGUGUGGUUUUGGAGGUUGAGCUUUCUAAUGUUUUUUGUGAAGACUCAGAAAAGGCUUGUUGUAUAAUAUCAUACAAUAUGUUUCCA
Molecule: messenger RNA, 1606 nt
Organism: Zingiber officinale
Lineage: Eukaryota; Viridiplantae; Streptophyta; Magnoliopsida; Zingiberales; Zingiberaceae
Product: cytochrome b561 and DOMON domain-containing protein At4g12980-like
Exons: 3
Coding region: 173-1336 (387 amino acids)
Source: RefSeq, a predicted model, not a curated record